AUGGAUUUUGGAAGAAGAAGAACUCAAAAGUACACUUUAAAAAGUCCAAAAUUGGAAUGUCUAAGAGAGCUAGGAUCUUUGGUGGUUAAUCUUGAAGACUUCAAAGGUAGAUAUGGGAGACUUCUACCUCUUUUGAAGACCAACAUGAUGGAGGGGAUUCUUGCUACAUUGGUCCAAUUCUAUGAUCCGUUGUACCGGUGCUUUACCUUUCCAGAUUAUCAGCUUGUGCCUACCUUGGAGGAGUUUUCUCACUUGAUUGGCCUACCCAUCCAUGAUCAAGUUCCCUUUUCCGGUUUAGAAGAAAUUCCAAAGCAUAAAGACAUUGCAGAAGCUACUCAUUUAAAGAUGUCUGAGAUCAAAGCUAAUAUAACUACAAAAGGAGGAAUUCUUGGCUUGCCUGCUAAAUUCUUGAUAGAGGAAGCUCGUUAUUUUGCUAGCAUGAAUAGUAAGGAUGCUUUUGAGGCUAUUCUUGUCUUGCUUAUCUAUGGAUUGUUCCUCUUCCCUAAUGUUGACAACUUUGUUGACAUUAAUGCUAUCAAAAUAUUCUUAAUUGGAAAUCUAGUUCCUACCUUGCUUGCAUAUGUUUACCAUUUAAUCCAUCACAGGAAUUUUCAUAAGGGAGGAAUGAUCAUAUGUUGUGCAACUCUUCUCUACAAGUGGUUUAUUUCGCACUUGCCUCGAUCUACUGCCUUUUGGGACCUUAAGGACGGUUUGCUAUGGUCACAAAAGAUUAUGUCUCUCACUCAUUCUGACAUUGAUUGGUUUGAUUGUGCUUAUGAGGGGGUGACAAUUAUUGAUAGUUGUGGUGAUUUUCCUAAUGUACCUAUUCUUGGUGCAAAGGGGGGCAUUAACUACAACCCGAUUUUGGCUCGCCGUCAGUUUAGAUACCCAAUGAAGGACAAGCCCAACACCAUCGUCUUAGAGAGUUUCUUCUUCAAGGAAGGAGAGGACAACGAAGCAUUCAGAGAAAAGAUUAUGCAUGCCUAG
Lathyrus oleraceus (garden pea) is the source of this 987-nucleotide messenger RNA. RefSeq lists its product as uncharacterized. The transcript has a single exon. Lineage: Eukaryota; Viridiplantae; Streptophyta; Magnoliopsida; Fabales; Fabaceae. The coding region runs from base 1 to 987 and encodes 328 amino acids. The record is from RefSeq and is a predicted model, not a curated record.